AUGGCCGACUAUGAUAUCAUACCUUGCUAUGACGACGAACAAUUAUUUCAAGAAAAAAAUUACAAUGUUACAGAUCUGCACGCUUAUUAUAUGUCACAAUUUAAUCUAGAAUUAGAAAACAGCAAAGCGAAACAAAAAGAUGACAGUUUUAAAUAUGGGAUUGAAGAGAGUUUUGAUUUUGAAGUACUAGAAAGUUGGACUACCACAGAUAAUUCAUAUAGCGAUAAGACUAAAGCUGAUUUCGAAAUGAUAGAUGAAGUUAUCGAUGGUAGCAUUAACGAUCAAAAUAUCAAAGAAGUUUUGUUGGAUUUAGACAGCAUUGAAUUUGAUGAUAACAGUUUCAAAUCUGAUGCUGGUGAUGAGAAAACGAAAACAAAUGCUACGUUCGAUAUUAAUAACGAUUACAUAGAUGACGAAUCGUUAAUAGAUGAGCUAUGUAGAGAAGAUAGUGAAACGUGUCGCUUAACUCCAGAUGCUUACAACGAAGACUGUUUUAAUUUGAUGCCAGGUGACAAUCAAUUGCCAUCAAUAGAAACAGCGUUCACAAAACGAUAUUGUAGCUAUGCUAAUAAUGAAGAAACUAUGCCAACCCAUGAGAAUUCUUGCGUGAACACUGACAUACAACAGAAUCACAUUGUCAGCAGUAUCGAGCAUUAUAGUUAUCCAAACAAUAUUCUGCAUCAUUUAGAAGCAGAACGUAAUUAUAUUUUACCCGACACUCCAACAAGUUGCACGGAAUUCAGUUUCGAUAAACAUGAGAGGAAAGCAUCCGUAUCUGAAUCAAUAGAAAGUUCGAGUUAUUAUGAUGAAAACUCCGAAACGUUCGACGAAGACGAACUUUUCAUUAAUUUAGACGAUUUUGGAUUAAAUUUUGAGAGGGAAAACGAAUAUACCGCUUCUUACGGUGCGAAUAGUGGUGUUACAACUGAGAGGAAAGUGGAAAAAGAAAAGCAAGGUGAUCGGGUGUGUCUCUGGGAGAACUGUUACGAGAAGCACGCGAACCAAAAUAUGCUGGUGGAGCAUAUUGAAAGGGCGCAUGUUAAUACGUAUAAAGGAGACGAGUUCAGUUGUCUAUGGAAGGAGUGCGCCCGCGCAAGGCGUCCCUUUAACGCGAGGUACAAACUACUAAUUCACAUGCGCGUGCAUUCCGGCCACAAGCCCAAUAGAUGUCAUCAUCCAGGUUGCGGCAAAGCUUUCUCACGCCUGGAAAACUUGAAAAUCCACGUACGUUCCCACACCGGGGAGCGGCCGUACGCCUGCCCCGCGCCGCACUGCCGCAAAGCUUUCUCCAACUCCUCUGACAGGGCGAAGCACCAGAGGACACAUUUUAAUGCUAGACCCUACGCCUGUGGAGCUGUCGGGUGCGGCAAGCGCUACACCGACCCAUCCUCCCUGCGGAAGCACGUAAAGUCGCAUCCCCACAUCCCCGCGCCCCGCGCGUGCCUCCCCCCCUCGAAGCCCCUCAGACGGCCGGAGGAACAACUGGUGCCUAGUUCACCGGCCAAACCGGCCACGCUAAGGUGCAUUCGGGAUAAACUGACAGUACCUUUGAAGUUGUAA
Molecule: messenger RNA, 1560 nt
Organism: Zerene cesonia (dogface butterfly)
Lineage: Eukaryota; Metazoa; Arthropoda; Insecta; Lepidoptera; Pieridae
Product: zinc finger and SCAN domain-containing protein 2-like
Exons: 5
Coding region: 1-1560 (519 amino acids)
Biological process (GO): regulation of transcription by RNA polymerase II
Cellular component (GO): nucleus
Molecular function (GO): RNA polymerase II cis-regulatory region sequence-specific DNA binding; DNA-binding transcription factor activity, RNA polymerase II-specific
Source: RefSeq, a predicted model, not a curated record